Rhinolophus ferrumequinum (greater horseshoe bat) is the source of this 1105-nucleotide messenger RNA. RefSeq names its product interleukin 6 (gene IL6). The record is from RefSeq and is a predicted model, not a curated record. Gene Ontology annotation, biological process: immune response; positive regulation of cell population proliferation; T-helper 17 cell lineage commitment. Gene Ontology annotation, molecular function: growth factor activity; interleukin-6 receptor binding; cytokine activity. The transcript has 5 exons. NCBI's taxonomy places the organism in Eukaryota, Metazoa, Chordata, Mammalia, Chiroptera, Rhinolophidae. Gene Ontology annotation, cellular component: extracellular region. Bases 57 to 686 code for a protein of 209 amino acids.
GCCCUCGAGCCCACCAGGAAGGAAAGAGAGCUGCAUCUCCCUCCAGGAACCCAGCUAUGAACUCCCUCUCCACAAGCACCUUCAGUCCAGUUGCCUUCUCCCUGGGGCUACUCCUGGUGACGGCUACUGCUUUCCCUACGCCAGUUCCCCGGGGAGAAGAUUCCAAAGAUGACACCACCUCAAACAGACCACCACUCACCUCUACAAACCAAAGUGAAAACCUCAUUAAGUCCAUCUUCUACGAAAUCUCUGAAGUGAGAGAGAAGAUGUGUGGCAACGAUGACACAUGUAAAAACAGCAGGGAGGCACUGACAGAAGACAACCUGAACCUUCCAAAAAUGUCAGAAAAAGAUGGAUGCUUCCAGUCUGGGUUCAAUCAGGAGACUUGCCUGAUGAGAAUCACCACCGGUCUUCUGGAGUUUCAGAUAUACCUGGAGUACCUCCAGAACAAGUUUGAGGAGAACGCCAAGGCAAUGCAGAUGAGAACCAAAGCCCUGGUCCUGAUCCUGAAGCAAAGGGUAAAGAAUCCAGAUGAAGUAACCACCCCUGACCCAAUCACAAACUCCAGCCUGCUGGCUAAGAUGCGGUCGCAGAGCGAGUGGCUGGAAAACACCACAACUCACCUCAUCCUGCGAAGCCUUGAGGAUUUCCUGCAGUUCACCCAGAGGGCUGUGCGCAUAAUGUAGCCUGGGCGUCUAAGAGCCUUGUGUUUUACGGACAUUCCUUCCUCUGGCCAGAAACCUGUCCACUGGGCACAUGACUUAUAUUGUUCUCUAUGAAGAACUAGAAGUAUGAGCGUUAGGACACUAUUUUAAUUAUUUUUAACUUAUUGAUAUUUAAAUUUGUGAUAUUGAGUUAAUUUAUAUAAGUGAUAUUUAUAUUUUUAUGAAGUGCCACUUGAAAUAUUUUAUGUAUUCGUUUUGGGGAAAAAAAAAAACAUAAAAUGGCUUUACAGCUUAAAUAUCCUCAUUUCAGAGCCAGGUCAUUUCUUGGAAUGUGUAGGCUUACCUCAAAUAAAUUGCUAACUUAUACAUAUUCUUAAAAGAUAUUUAUAUUGUAUUUAUAUAAUGUUUAAAUACCAGUAAAUGCCUUUUUAAAAAAAAAA